Lentinula edodes (shiitake mushroom) is the source of this 351-nucleotide messenger RNA. RefSeq lists its product as uncharacterized. The record is from RefSeq and is a predicted model, not a curated record. The transcript is spliced from 4 exons. Bases 1 to 351 code for a protein of 116 amino acids. NCBI's taxonomy places the organism in Eukaryota, Fungi, Basidiomycota, Agaricomycetes, Agaricales, Omphalotaceae.
AUGCGUUUUAUUGUUGCAGCUGUAUUCGGAUAUAUGGUUAUCAUGGCCUCUGCUAGGCCCCUCCCCUCUGCUUUGAAUAGCGAGGAACUUUGGGAACGAGAUAGCUCGACUUGUGAUGGCGCAGCCAUGAAAACUUGUGCCAUUGAUUUGGUUCCCACUGUGGCGGCUUGUGCUCUUGCUGCAGCUCAGGGAGAACUCGACGUAAUCAACGAUGCAGCCUGUAUUGGUGCAGCAAUACAACUUGGGGCGGACUUUCCAUCUUCUUGCACGGCCUGUGUAGAGAAAUUUGGGAAGGGAGCGGAAUCUGAGGCCGAGAAGAUAGUCUCGAAGCUUUCACACAUUCACUUGUGA